UGGAAACAGAUUUCGAAGAGGUAGAAGCAAUAACACAUCAAAAUACAUCGAGGAUUUGUUUUAAAACAGUUGUCAUCUCCGUCCUCUUUGUCGCAGUCGUCGGCUUUGUAACGAUGACAGUUUUAUAUAUUCAGGAAAGAAGUAAACGGGAAAAUGAAAAUGACGGGGAAACUAUUGGUCAGAACCAGAAAACAGUGGUUUGUCCUAAUGACCCCUUUAAAGGAAUGAAUUAUACUACAGCAGGAAAAACAGGAAUUCAGGGACGCCAGUUUUUGGUCUGUUUUACUGACAAUCUCAACAUGGCAAGUGACCAAACCAAGACCAUAUAUAUUUUAUCGGAUGGAGAUUUUGAGUUUAAAUUAAUUUCAAAGUUUUCUAUACACAGCUCUUCAAUGAAGUUGUUACACCAAGGAAAAAUGCGAGAGAAAUUAGCAUUACAAGUGCGAUUUCACUCUCAGAUUUCAAAAUCGAAGAAAAAGCACUGCUGA
Messenger RNA from Saccostrea cuccullata (small rock oyster), 488 nucleotides. RefSeq lists its product as uncharacterized. Bases 114 to 488 code for a protein of 124 amino acids. NCBI's taxonomy places the organism in Eukaryota, Metazoa, Mollusca, Bivalvia, Ostreida, Ostreidae. The transcript is spliced from 3 exons. The record is from RefSeq and is a predicted model, not a curated record.